AUAGUAUUUUUAAAAUUUUAAAACACAUUUAUUUUAUGAAAUCCCCUCUCUAAUUUAUCAAAAUAAAAAAGCAUAAAUACAAUAAUUAUAUACUCCAAGAGACUAUAAUUUAAGAGUUGAAUUUAUUCUGGUUCCAAAAAUCCCAAAAGAAAAAAAAAAAUUGAGGAAAAACCACUAAAAAUGAAGGCUUCUUCUCUGGUUUCUUUUUUGUUCUUUUAUUCUUUUUCCUUCUAAGAAAUUAGAGGUUUAUAUCCAUUAAUUGCACAUGUUAGAAUAUUAGUGAAUUCUCAGAGGAUUGGACACUAAAUCCACGAUUUACAUACCAAAACUAGUUACCGGAAGUCUCAAUAAAGGAAAAAGAAACAGAACGAGCAAUAAAAGCUCAUUGUCUCUUUGGAAACGCUCACGCGCUCUCUCACACUGUUAUUUGAAAUCCAAAAGUUCUUUUCAUUUUUGUUUUUGGCUCUAUAAAUUUUGGGGGCUUUCCCUUUUUAAUCCUCGUUUUCCCGCUUUGUGGGCAAUGGAGUCGACAACAACAACAGCAACAACAGCAACAGGAGCAGCAGAUUUGGAAGACGACGAGUGGGAGCUCUGCAACGACGAUGGCUUCGUCUACAAACGCAGAAAGAGACGCCGUGUCGACCCAGUAGAUGAGUCAGCCUCGGCUCCCAUCUCGGAUCCCAAAGCAGAAGAGAGACAGCGGAGAGAGCGUAAGAAGAAUACCCUUUUAAAGCUCAAGGAGCGAUACCAGAGGGAAAUCGACCAGUGGGAGCAUUUAUCGAAUACCUUGCGUGCAAUGGAGGAGAGCACUCGUCAGCUCCAACAACAACGAGACCAAACGGUGCCUUCGGGCUCUUCGCCUUUGCCGGAGGUUCAGAGCACACAAUCCCUUGUGGUGGACGACCUUCUCUUGCAGGCAGAAGCCCAGGAAGCAAUGAUAAAAGAAGUUUCGAGUCUCUGUGACAUAGCAGAAGCAAUGUGCAAUGCAGAAGAAGAACAGUUAAAUCAAUCCUUAAUCGAUCUUCCAAUAUGGGCUUCACCAACUGAGCUUAUGGCGUCGCUUUGUGAUGAGUGAGUUUACUCAUGGUGACUCUUAACUUAGCUUCUGUAUGAAAGAUUUAAAAACAGGUCUUCCACCACUAUCACUGAGCUUUAACCAGGAAAACCAAUGGUACUGGUCUUCAAUGGUGCUGCUCCAGAAGACCUUGCUGUAAUUUCUUCUUGAUGUAGAAUUUUAUUUGUUUAGAAGAAAGUGAAGAUAUUGUUAGAUUUGGUUGGUUUGUUUUUAUUUAUUUUUUAUUUUGUUCAAAAAUCAUGUAAUUUAUUAGGAGGUUUGUAAUUAAUCUAACCAUCGUUUGAAUGGACAGAAGAAGAACACCUACCAUGACAAUGAGAAAAUUGUGGGCUCAAGUGGAACAGAUCACUCUUUCUGUUUAAGUCUA
This is a messenger RNA of Ziziphus jujuba (common jujube), 1442 nucleotides long. RefSeq lists its product as uncharacterized. The coding region runs from base 521 to 1075 and encodes 184 amino acids. NCBI's taxonomy places the organism in Eukaryota, Viridiplantae, Streptophyta, Magnoliopsida, Rosales, Rhamnaceae. The record is from RefSeq and is a predicted model, not a curated record. The transcript has 2 exons.